AUGUCGAGCGUUGAAGAUUUCUCCUACAUCGCCGACUCUUGCCGGGAACAGGCUAACACGACAAGCAGAGACUUGCUGGACUCGCCACCAGCUGCGAAGAAGAAAAAAGUGAUCAAUCUCCGUCAGUAUGCUCGUCAGCCUGGCGAGGGGAUCAAACAGGAAAUCAAAGAGGAGUACAAAGAAGAAAAAGAAACAAGCCCCAAGAAGAAAAUGAAACCCAAGAAAGCAAAAACACUUUAUGAAGACAAAAACCUCGCCUGGAGAAAAGAUCCCAGCGACUUUGAAUCGUACCCAUUCUGCGCGUACUUCGGCGAUCAAGUUCCUCCAAAGAAGAAAAGCGUCAUGGUUCAUGCUGGCCGAGCACUUUGGAUCAGAAAGACAAUGGAUCAAGACCAGCAAAUCUAA
This is a messenger RNA of Oikopleura dioica, 405 nucleotides long. The record is from the annotation of a GenBank genome assembly. NCBI's taxonomy places the organism in Eukaryota, Metazoa, Chordata, Appendicularia, Copelata, Oikopleuridae.